CUUUUCCUGUUAAGAAGAGUUGUGAUAAUGCUGGAGUCUAAUUAAAGGAUAUCAAGAGUUAAAAGUUGUUCCAUUUUCCUUAUGCGUUAGAAACCCCUGCCAACUAGUCCUCUAGGCUUUAAAUAUUGUUUUGACGGAUUGCAUUUUCAUUUCCAGUCACAAAGGAAGUAUUCUCCAUAGUCACACAUGAGCAGAUCUCCACCAGCUCACUGAAAGCCAGAUACAUUGUUCCAUGCAAGAAUGAAGCCUUUGCAGACUACUUUUUUUUUGUUUGUGUUUGUACCUUUGGUAAAUUCAGCACCACCUAUACAGCAAGAAUCACUCCAGUUUUAUGAGUAUGAUACAGAUGUUACCAUGGGAAGCCUGAUGCAACAAGAUUAUGAAAUGCAAUCCAAGGAUAUAAGAAAGGAUGGAACAAAUGUUUCUCUUGACACUUCCCUAAGACUGCAAGGGGAUGAAAGCGAACACAAUGUACCACCAACAAAGGAUACAAAUUUACCUACUUGUCUGCUCUGUGUGUGUUUAAGCGGAUCAGUGUACUGCGAGGAAAUAGACAUCGAAGCUGUACCCCCACUGCCAAAGGAAACAGCAUACCUUUAUGCACGGUUUAACAAAAUAAAAAGGAUAGCAGUCUCAGAUUUUGCUGACAUCACUACCUUGAGAAGAAUUGAUUUUAGUGGAAAUAGGAUAGAAGAAAUAGAAGAUGGAGCCUUUUCAAAGCUUUUGUUAUUGGAAGAACUUUCUCUUGCUGAAAAUCGACUUCUAAAACUUCCUGUUCUACCUCCCAAACUAACAACAUUUAAUGCAAACCAAAAUAGAAUCAAGAGCAGAGGAAUCAAAGCAAAUGCUUUCAAGAAGCUGACAAAUUUGGCCUACCUCUACUUAGGACAUAACGCACUGGAAUCUGUUCCCCUUAACUUACCGGAAAGUCUGCGUAUUCUUCAUCUGCAGUACAACAAUAUUACUACAGUCACCGAUGACACAUUCUGCAAAUCUAAUAACACACGUUACAUCCGCACACAUAUGGAUGAGAUAAGGAUGGAAGGCAAUCCGAUCCUCUUGGCAAAGCAUGUUAAUGCUUUUUCCUGCUUGAGAACACUGCCUGUAGGAACAUACUACUAG
Molecule: messenger RNA, 1122 nt
Organism: Egretta garzetta (little egret)
Lineage: Eukaryota; Metazoa; Chordata; Aves; Pelecaniformes; Ardeidae
Gene: OGN
Product: osteoglycin
Exons: 6
Coding region: 241-1122 (293 amino acids)
Molecular function (GO): protein binding
Source: RefSeq, a predicted model, not a curated record